Salpingoeca rosetta is the source of this 2784-nucleotide messenger RNA. RefSeq lists its product as uncharacterized. The record is from RefSeq and is a predicted model, not a curated record. The transcript has 20 exons. The coding region runs from base 38 to 2689 and encodes 883 amino acids. Lineage: Eukaryota; Choanoflagellata; Craspedida; Salpingoecidae.
ACACAAUCCAAGGCGACCUACAAACAGGACAUCGAGGAUGGCAACAAGAAACGGCAACAAGGACAACCAAGAGCAAAGCAGCAGCAGCAGCAGUGCUGCUGCUGCAGCGACCAGCCGUGGCAGGAACGCUGUCGCUGGUGAUGCUGGUGAUGCUGGUGGUGAUGACGGACAGGGGGACGUGGCGUUGCUGGCGGGUGUGAUUGGUCAGCUGCAGCAGAGCAUUGACGCAAUGGUGGCUGCGCUUGGGCCCGCGCCUGUUCGCAGCCUGAUGCUGCCGUCCACUGCUGCUUCCGAUCUCAAGCCCGAACACAUCAUCGCCCAAGUCAGCCACCCCUUUGCCAGUCCACAACACCAAGCCAUCGCUCGCAGCACGUGCCUGCAACUGCUCUUGGAUCGCCUCCACACCUUUGCCUACUUCACGCUGACCGACUGCAAACAACGGAUUCAAGGUGCCGUGGAACAGCAUGGUUCACUGGUGUCGCCUCCAGCGUGCACUGUACCCCGGAGUGGCUUGAAGCUGACAAACAGCGCUCUCUGGGAGCUGCGGCAGUUCUGUCUUGCCUUGACAGAGUUUGUGACAAAGCUGCUCGCAACGCAGUCGGAGCUGCAGGUGCAAGCGGGUGAGCUGGCCCUGGCGCGGGAAUCAAAGCAAGAAGAAGUGAAGAUGAUGCAGCACAUCUUGGCAAACACCAACCCGGCAACAGGUGCACCUGCGUCGUCGGCGGAAGCAAACGCCAAACACAAACAGACGUGGGAAUCGCUCUUCGACAAAAUUUCGUUGGCAGCCGAGCACCGGGCGCGAGCGCUUGACGCAAACGAAACGUCCUCGUCAUCAUCAUCAGGGAAUGCGAAACACGUUGGAGUGCAGACACAUGCGCGCGAGUUCGAUGCAGAGACGGGAGAGGAGGUCGACGUGAUGGACCAGGCAGCAUCAGCGCCACCUCUCGCUGUGACGAUUAUGGAAGAUGCUGUGCACAAUCUCCUGAAUGACGCGCUUACACUCGACAUUGAGAGCGUGUUGCCGCCCGAAACGCUGCGGAUCUUUCGCUCGCGUCUUGCAUCACUACCACCAGUCAGCACCCGCGCAACGCACGCCACCCUGGCCUUCAUUGCCUCUCUACUUAAGGGAUGUCGGGCUGCGUUUGAUGAUUUGAACGCAAAGACGGUGCGCGCAUACAAGGAACGUGAUGCAGCCGUUCACCACGCAAACCAAACAGACAAACUUGUCAAGGACACGGAGGUUCGACUGCAGAGCGAGUACGAGAAGAGGAUGGACGCUGCUCGCGCACAGGCAACCGCAGAUCGGCACAAAACCAUCGAGGAGUACACCCAGAAGCUUGAGGAAGCGGAUGGCGCUGCUGCUUCGCUGAGGGAAACAAUCACUUUUUUGGAGACCGAAGUGAAUCGUCUCAAGGCCGAGCUGUCGGAUGCAAGAAAACAGGCGACAAAGAUGUCAACGAAACUGCAAGCAAAGGAGCACCUGUUGAAUGAGAUGCGAGAGGACAUGCAGGAAGUGAACACAUACAAGCAUGAUCUCCACCAGGCAAAACAGCAGGCAAAGUCGCUCGAAGAGCAGCUGUUUCAGCGCGAUGAACAAGUUGCACUGCUGACACGACAACUCACCGAUGCAACAACGGCACGAGAUGCAGCGGAAACAAAACGCGUACAGGACAUCCAGUCCAUGCAAGAGGAGCACGAGAAUGAAGUCAAUGCCCUCAACCAAGCGCACACAGAUCGCCAGAGAAAGCUGACUGAGGAGGCGGCGAAAGCGUGGCAGGAACUGGAAACCAAGCAGGACAAGGAGGAACAAUUGCUGGCACACACGCGCGAAUUGGAGGACAAAGUCGCCCAGCUCGAACAGCAGCUGCAGUGUCGGGAAGAGGAGCAAGCGGCAUCGCGGUUGGUGGCGGAGAAGCAGACGCAGCUGAUGCGGGAGGCAGCGAAAGUGCCGGCGCUCCGACAGGCGAACAUGCAAUUGGAAGAACAGUUACAGCAAUUACAGGAGCAGUUGCAGUCGUUGCACGAGAAGGCAGCGAGACGAACACCACCACCAAAACCACAAUCGCCACCACAGCCAACACCGCAGCCAAAGAAGAAGGAAGAACCGUACAAGGUGACGGAGCCAACGCCAAUGUGGCUGGAGAACUUUGACACUGAUGUCUCGUUUGAGGCGGACAUGCGCUCUCCAAUACCGCAGCAGAGCAGUCACCACAACCAUCACCAUCAAGCGCCCUCAUUGAGUCGUCAACAGACACCAGCCAAAGACAGCGCGCGUGUGCGUACUGCCGGGUCGUCGUCGUCGUCGUCGCGUCGCCCGCCGUCCCGUGAGCGGCCGGAUCCCAUUUCCUCCGAGGAGGCCUACAUGCGCAUCAUGCGCAAGUACAAACAGGGCAGUGGUGGUGGUCGCAAGAAAGGCACAUCGCCACGCAGCCGCCCAUCGACAGAGAUGAAGGGGCGAAAGCAGUCAGCACAGCCGCGUGCGCGUGCACAGGCAGGAGGACAUGAGGCAGCACUGUCGCCAUCACAGCGCAGUGGCGGCAGUGGUGGUGGUGGUGGUGACGGCCGGAGUGGUGACGGCCGGAGUGGCUUGGUGCCACGACCCCCGAGCUCACAGCGAGCGCGCGGCAGUGGCGUGCGAUCCGAGGCUGGCCUGCUGUCGUCCAAGUUCGCUGGACGAUACCUGCAGUGACGUGACACCACAUCUCCGUUCUGCGAGUCGUGUUUCGCAAUCGCUUUGCUCACGGCUGUCACAAGUGGCUUGCUUCACGCUGGUUUGUAUCACAA